Molecule: messenger RNA, 2395 nt
Organism: Ceratitis capitata (Mediterranean fruit fly)
Lineage: Eukaryota; Metazoa; Arthropoda; Insecta; Diptera; Tephritidae
Exons: 3
Coding region: 479-1645 (388 amino acids)
Biological process (GO): embryonic development via the syncytial blastoderm; cell surface receptor signaling pathway via JAK-STAT
Source: RefSeq, a predicted model, not a curated record
UUUUAGUUAGUUCAUAAAAAGACUGCGAAACGAAAGCAACGAUAUUAUUAAGUAGGAAAUCGACAAAUGAGCAAUAAGCAGCUCGGAGCAAAAUAAUAAUAUAAAUAAUAACAGUAAUAAUUGAAACGAACGAAUUAAGUUUUAAGCGGGAUUUUAAACAUAAAAAAAAAAUAUUUAUUAUUAAACCUACCUAAAUAAAGUCAAUUUAACGAAGCUGUGAAUAUAUUAAUUAAAAAAUAAUUUAAUAUAAAAUUAAGAAAAAAACUCAACGCUAAUUAAUUUAACCAGUUAAACACGUGACUGCAAAACAGAAAUUAUUUGAACUUUAACGCACGUGUGAUAUCAAAAGGACUUUUCAAACAAAAAAAUUGAGAAGAAUCUCAUUUACAUUCGAGAGCAACAAGUAAAAGAGAGCAGGAAAUAAGUGGCUUCCUUUAGAGAAGCUCAUAAUAACAUUAAUUUUUACAAGGGCCAAAAGAUGUUUUCAUGCUACAGCAACAGUCAAAACACAAUGUCUACACCAAACAAAAUAAUCAUAACAAAUCCCACAGCGCAACGAACAAAACAGUUAACAAGUUUAACAGUGCUAACGUUAACAGUGCUAACAGUAUUAACAGUAAUGCCGACCAAUUCAAAUGCUGCUGCGAUAAAUGCCGCCAAAAUGUCUUCCCCAACCCAUUCCUCACCGAACACCGAAACAGUAUUACCAGCCAGCACUGCAGAAGCAAUAUUAAGCAACAGCCAACCAGCUGUACUACAACAGCUGAUCGAGAGUAUAUCAACAGGUGGACAACGUGCACGGCGUAGGCGACUGCGCAAGCGUCACACGUAUUUGAGUAGUUUGGCAAAAAACGAUGCAGCGUCGACGACACUCGAAUGGGAGAAUCCAUGCGGAUAUGUACGUGAGCAAGAUACAACACCGAGCACUUUCAGCAUUAUUAAGAGUCGUAGAGAGGUGCUGCGUUCUCUACGCAGUAUGCUACGUAUGGAAAAUUCGACAAUAAAUAACUUACAUGCGAUAAACGUCGGUAAUAUAUCCGAGUGGCGUCAACAUAUUACAAAAUAUAGAUUUCUGCCAACACUGAAUCGAACAGCUAAAAUCGAUCUCCAUCACUGGCAUCGCGCCAUGCAGAAAUUCGUUGGCUCCUUCGCUGAUUUGGGUGUUAAACAAUAUCGCUGGGAUAUGGAAAAUCUACAAGUCACAAGCGACAUCACACACGAACUCAACUCACUACUGAUCAGCGCUAGGCGUACGCUCUGCAAGCUGGAAUCUGCCAUCAUCUCUGUAAAUCCAAAAGCGAAAAUCCGCACAAUAACACGUGAGGAGAUGCACACGAAAUUGAAUUUCUAUUCAAAGGACUUAGAGUCUGUCACCCAGCUGGGAGUUAAUGGAAAAGACUUGCUUUUCGCCAAACACCGUUAUAGCAAAUACGUGCACCGUAUGUUGCAAAUAGUACGACGUAAAUUGCCCGCUCGCAAAGUGCACAGAGCAACAGCUAAAUCAACGGCUAACAGUUACAGCGAUGAGAGCAGCAGCAAUAGUCAAUGGUUGGAUUUGUCUGAUCUGGAAGGAUUUGAUGCUUCUGUCAUACAGCCAGCGAGUGGCAUGAUGAGCGAUGAAGCGUUGUUGCUGUUAGAAGCGUGAAGAGUAUGAGAUGUUGAGUUAUGAGUUAAGAGAACUUAAAGUGCUGCAUGCAUAUAUACAAUAUAUGUGCAUGUGUGCAUGUGAACUGCUCCCAGUAUGUGCCAUUUAUAGUUAAACUAAAAGAAGCUAAGUCCGCAGUCAGCAUGUGUGUGUGUGCGUAUGUGCGUGCAUAACAGCCGUUCCGCCAACGCCGAAUAGACCUUCCAUUAGUUUUUAAGUAGACAAAAAAUUUAGUGUUUAGACCAGUGUUCCUCCUUAAAGUAUGCAUCACAUUAUUUAUUUAUUUAUUUAUGACUUUAACAUUUGUUGCAUUCAUUUAGGCGUAAGAGCGCAUUGCACAUUAAAACAAUAUUUAUUAUAUUCAUGUCACACAUUUAGCUGUUAAGUUUUGUUUUUAAUUUAUUUAUUGUAAUUAAGUUUUUAUUGUAAUAUGUAUUAAUUUAUUAAAUUUUGUAAUAGGUAGUUAGAUCACUUUUCAAAUUAUCAAAUUCUUUACCCAACGGUAUUAUUUACUAUACAUACAAAAAUAAAUUUGUACGCGUGUAUAAAAGAAAAAGUGUAUGUUUGUAUUUGUAUUUUUGUGCUAAAUAAAUAUGUAGUUGCGUGCAUUUUUAUACCAGCUGUGAUUAGUUUAGCCACUUAAUUAAUUAAUUAAUUUAUUUAUUAUUUAUUUAUUUAUUUAUUUAUUAUAUGCAGUUAAGUAGACUUAAACAUAAAAGUUGUUUUUGUAAUUUUCUAAAAAUGAUGAUA